CAUGGCGCAGCUUAUAAUCUAAGGGGGUUGUAUCGGAUUUAUAUUUGGCGGAUAACUGUCAGUUCUGGUUGCUGUCAAAAAAGACAGUGUAAAACAUUUGUUGGUGAGACCAUGAUCUAUGGACGACUCUUGAGCCAUACUUAGAUGACUUUGAGAAUGUCCACAUAUCCGAGACCUGUCAUCCUAUACAUGAUUGGUUCGUCCAUAAAUUAUAGUCUCAUCAUCGGAGUGUCAGCAAUCCACACAAGCAAACCUUACAUCCUCACGCCAAGUAAAUAAUCCUUUGCUACCAAAAGGGUGUUGUCGAAGUCCUAUGAAUGCAUAGGGCUGAAUUACUUCUGAUUACCCGAGCUGCCAACCUUGGGGAAAUCCCCAGGUCUAGGGAAAUUUUAGGGUUUGGGUCUGAUUUCCCCAAAAUUUACUAUAGCGGCUUCCCCAAAAUUUCCCCGAAAUGGGUCAGAUUUUCGUCAAAAUUGGCAGCUUGGGUACUUUGUGGUGCUAUUAUAAAUAGUCCACAUUCCGACUUCUAAAGUCAUAGUCUAUUCCAUUGUUAAUGAUCAAGUACAUCUAGUUUUGAUUUAGAUAUUGUCUUGGGUAAAGUUUUAAAUUAUUAAUUGUCCUGUACUAUUUAAUUGAAUAUAAGUAGAUCCUCCACUUACCGAAUCAAUUUUUCUGUUUCAGAUUUUCGUUUAGCCUAAUUGAAUUACACUUUUCUCGAAAACCAUCUUUAUGGGCCGCAUGCAAGUAUAUUAACGAUUGGAGUUAACAUAUGCAUGAGGUUUAAAGUGCAUUGUUUAUGUCCAUUGCGUAAACAACAUACUGGAUAUUAUGGUCAUCCUGUGAAUAUAUCAUGGCAAACAGUGAGAACACCGGAUUGUCGAAAGCUGCAACUGCUGGAACUAUUUUUGGUACGGGAUUAUUGAGUUGUGGACGUGUAGACAAGCGUACCUUUUUAAGUGCUCUCCUGGGUGCUGGACUAGGAUUCGCACUGGGGAUCCUUUCACAUGGUCUGUUAAAUGGUUUAUUACUAUUCUUCAAACGUGAUAAACAGAGUGAACAAUUGCGUUAUAUGACUGAACAGUUAGCUAGUGUUAGAGCGGAACUGUCGGAAUUACGUAAUGAAUUAUAUAAUACUCACGUAAAGAGUUUGGAUAGCAAAGACAAUGAUGACGUCCCACCAAUUUUUAUAGGCGAUGAUGACUACGACCUAGAUGGUGAUUACGAAAACUACUUCGAUGUGGAAAAUUUCGGUGAUGACAUGAAUUCCCCAUCGAUUCAGUUCAGUAGAUUUCCAGAGGAAGUUUUAUCGUCGGCAAAUUCAUUUCAAAGUGUUGGUAGUCAUUUAAGCAACAACUCUUCUUAUUGGUCGAUGACAGUUCAAGUUCCGACUGAUGUGCUAGAGGAAAUAGAUAAACUGGCUGAUUAUGCUUUAGGUGAGUAUUCAUCAAGUGACUCACAAAUGCAUCCUAAUGACAAUGAUAUCAAUCCAGGCAUACAAGCUUACGCUAGAUGUCUAGUAUACAUGCAAAAGUAUCGCUAUUGCCCAGAAUUCUUGUGGCGUUUAGCUCGUGCUACCUACAUAGCCAGUGUAGAAGCGCCAUUAGAUGAAGCUGUGUCACAAAGGGAUGAUGCAUCACACGGUCAUCAUACCUUAAAUGAUAUUGCUUAUAAAGUGCAAACUCGUCGACAGUUUAUUGAGUCAGGAAUAAAACAUGCACGUCGAGCGUUAAGUCUCGCACAAAGAGCUCCUCCAUCACCGCUUGAUAACGAUCCAACAAAACUAGCUCCAAUAUAUAAAUGGUUAGCUAUUUUAGUUGGUGUCUAUUCAUCUUACCUCAGUGCUCAACAAAGAAUACAGUAUGGUUAUGAAUUUAAGGAAUUAAUUGACACCGCAAUCAAGCUUGACACUUCUGAUGCUCUAUCCCAUUAUCUACGAGGUCGUUGGUGUUAUGAGGUGUAUAAUGUUUCGUGGAUUGAGCGCCAGAUUGCAUCUAGGUUAUUUGGCAAGCCUCCGACAUCUACCAUUGAGGAAGCUGAGACAGCAUUUGAAAAGGUAAGCACAGAUUUAAAGAAUUUAGUUCAGUAUUUAUUAGCGUUCAACUUCCGUCUAAUUAAGUUAUUUCAUUUGUUUGAUUGAACAGGCUGAAGAAUUGCGCCCAAACCACUACGCUGCACUGUACCUGUAUCAAGCUAAAUGUUCUUUGUCUUACUUAGAUUACAAAACAGCACUGCAUAAAUUAAACAAAGCUCGAGGCUUAUUUGACCAACAUAGAUAUCCUAUACCACACACAGAUAUCGGUUCUGUACAACAAGAAGUAGAUCAACUGUACGACAAGUACUCUGGAUACCUAUGAAAUCAUGUAUAUAGCGAAAAAUAUAUAUUACUUUAAUUUA
This is a messenger RNA of Schistosoma haematobium, 2394 nucleotides long. Its product is annotated as Regulator of microtubule dynamics protein 2, variant 4. NCBI's taxonomy places the organism in Eukaryota, Metazoa, Platyhelminthes, Trematoda, Strigeidida, Schistosomatidae. Gene Ontology annotation, molecular function: microtubule binding. Bases 851 to 2137 code for a protein of 428 amino acids. The transcript has 7 exons. Gene Ontology annotation, cellular component: mitotic spindle pole; spindle microtubule; cytoplasm. The record is from RefSeq and is a predicted model, not a curated record.